This is a messenger RNA of Alosa alosa (allis shad), 1631 nucleotides long. It is a transcript of the gene calca, whose product is annotated as calcitonin/calcitonin-related polypeptide, alpha. The record is from RefSeq and is a predicted model, not a curated record. Bases 116 to 490 code for a protein of 124 amino acids. NCBI's taxonomy places the organism in Eukaryota, Metazoa, Chordata, Actinopteri, Clupeiformes, Clupeidae. Gene Ontology annotation, molecular function: hormone activity; calcitonin receptor binding. Gene Ontology annotation, cellular component: extracellular region. The transcript has 5 exons.
UAUAGAGCCUCUGUAGUAGCCAGAUGGAACAGACUUACAAGUUGGUCAGCAAACCAAACUAACUCAACUUAUUCCAUUUCUUUCUUUUGCAAAGAGCUCUAACACUCAAGGGACCAUGGUUAUGUUGAAGAUCUCAGCUUUCCUUCUUGCCUAUGCCCUGAUCAUUUGCCAGAUGUACUGCUCUCAAGCCGCUCCUGCAAGGACUGACUUUGACUCAAAUCGAGUGGCGCUCACUGACUAUGAAGCCCGGAGGUUACUGAAUGCCAUUGUCAAAGAAUUUGUUCAGAUGACUGCGGAGGACCUGGAACAGCAAGCAAACGACGAAAAUAGCAUUACGGCACAGAAGCGGGCAUGCAACACAGCCACCUGUGUCACCCAUCGUUUGGCAGACUUCCUCAGCCGAUCAGGUGGCAUGGGCAACACUAACUUCGUCCCCACCAACGUGGGCGCUCAGGCAUUCGGACGGAGAAAGAGGGACAGCCAGCAGUGAAUGUAUAGACGUACAGACCUUGAGGCACUGGUAAUGACUGUGAGAAGAUCAAACACAAGACUCUUGAGAAUGAAGACGCGUCACCCUCACCAGAAUGGCCUCCAAAACAACAGCACUGAUCUCUUGCAUCCAAUCCAUGUUGAACAAACAAACAAACAUACAAACAAACAAACAAACUAUUGUUUUGCUUUAAAGAGAAGAAGAAACACACACACUUAUGAAAACAUGAAUGAUCAAUUAUUAUAUUGUUAUAUUACAUUAACAGAUAAUCAGAAAGUCCCAUUCAUUUGACUAGACAAGAGGGAAAGGGUGAGGGAGGUCUGUCUCUCUUCCAGCCUAGAGCACAUAUUUGGUGUGUCAACUGUAACCCAUGCUGCUGUGCCCGUUCUCACAGCAUUCUGCACAUUUCUUUCAGGGACACCAUUCAUUCCACCCGCAGAGGCUGGUCUUGGCUGUGUCUUGUGCCUUGAUGUAAACCACUUUACAUACAAAACAAAAACUCAUUACUGUACAAUAUGUUUAAAAAGACGAAGAAGCUUUGAGCUAUCAAGAGAAAUUCAUAUUGUAACAAUUGUGAAUUGAAGCAAAAUUAAAAUGUAUUUUAGAUACAUAAGGGUUGUUUUUUCUUCUGCUGAUUUGGUGACUCACCCAAACAUUAUUUGUGAUGGUUUCCCCCUACUUCAUGUAAAUAUGAUAAACCAUGUUGGAGCAAGAUAAUCUAAUACAAAUAUAAUAACAUAAAGCACAUUAAUUAUUUUGGCACCAGUAUUGUCCUAUUAUUACAGUACACAUAGUAAAAUGAUUAUAUGACUGCAUAAUGUCACUUGUGAAAAAUAUAUCACAAAGAAAUCUAUUAAGCAGUACAACAACAAAAACUGUAGCUCAAAUUGUUUUUUCCAUUUAAAUAUCUUUUUUUGCUGAACAACGCAUAAGAGAGUCAUUCUAAGGUAGGAGACUGCUGGAUUAAUGAAUGCCACAUAAUUUAAUUUAAGCAUUUGUUUAAACAAACAUUCAUUUUAAGUCUAAAUGUAUCUGAUCUCUCUAUUAGAAUGUGAUUCUGUGAUGUCAUACAUGUCGACUGUAGGCCUAAUUGGCCAUUGGCAUUCUUAACGAUGGCUUGUUAUAAAAACAACUGACCCUU